This is a messenger RNA of Ambispora leptoticha, 279 nucleotides long. The record is from the annotation of a GenBank genome assembly. Lineage: Eukaryota; Fungi; Glomeromycota; Glomeromycetes; Archaeosporales; Ambisporaceae.
AAGGCGGUAAUGGCAAUGACGAAGGUGUUGGGGGAAGUGGUGGUGAUCCAAUGAAUUCUGAAGGAAGGCAGCAAACCUUUGUAGAUGUUGAAAAUUUGGAACUUAGGGCUGAAGCUAAACAACCACUAGAACUUACCGACGCCCAAAGAGAAUUGCACAAACUGGCAAUGCAAAAACGACUUGAACAAAUCAACAUGACUCAAGAAGAUUUUGAGUUGUAUCGUUCAUAUAAAGCCAAUGUUCAACGUGAAAUUCGAGAACUCCAUGUAAUAUUGGAAA